UCAAAAAAAUACGGUGAAGUUGUCAAAAGUUUAUUUACAGUAUUUCGAACAUACACACGACACAAUAUUAAUUUGAUUUCUCAAUAAAUACUUACUAAAUUCAUCAUGCGUAACGUCGAGAUCAAAGCUAAAGUGCACGACAUCGAUGGCAUCAUAAAAUCUGCAACCGAACUAAGCGGAGGGCCCGGUAGCGUUAUAAAUCAAGACGAUACAUUCUACAAUGUAACGAGCGGCCGUCUCAAAAUGCGGUUCUACGGUGAUUCAGCAGCAACACUGGUCCGCUACGACCGCGAGGACACGGAGGGCCCUAAACUUAGUGAUUACGAAUUACUCCACUUCGCUGCUACUGAAGGGGAGAAAGCAAAAACACUUGAUGAUAUGCUGAAGAAGUGCCUUGGAGUGCGAGGCAGGGUGGUCAAAGAAAGAAAACUCUUUAUGGUGGGCCAGACUCGUGUACACAUAGACACAGUCAAGGGCCUGGGUCACUUCAUGGAGUUAGAAGUGGUGCUGAGGCCAGAGCAAACCGCUGCGGAGGGCGAGGACAUAGCUAGAGACCUACAACUGAAACUGGGAGUGAAAGACCGAGACCUGAUUCAGUGUGCAUAUGUUGAUUUGUUGGAUAAGAAAGGUUAAUUUUGUAUUCAAGUUAUUCUGGUGAAAUGGUAACAGUGUAGGCGGUUGAGGUGUGUUAUUUUGUGAGUAUGAAAAUUAAUAGAAAGUUUAAAAAAAAUACAGAUGAAUAUUCCAAAAA
This is a messenger RNA of Plutella xylostella (diamondback moth), 751 nucleotides long. RefSeq lists its product as uncharacterized. Lineage: Eukaryota; Metazoa; Arthropoda; Insecta; Lepidoptera; Plutellidae. The record is from RefSeq and is a predicted model, not a curated record.